GGUUACAAAACAUGCACGACCAAGUAAUGGUUUUUGUGCAGCAUUAGACCAUUAGUAGUUGACAAAACAUAAUCUCCAACUUCACCCCAACCUCACCCCACAUCACUCACCAAAACCCUAAACCAUAAUCUCCAUCUCUGGAGGACUUAGCCCAUUGAUCGAUAUCAUCCACAAGGUAAUCAAGGUUGUUAAUAAUCCCCUGUAAUCCGAGUUGUGUAGCUUUUGUUGGUUAGUAAGCUGUGCAUAUCACCUGUUUGAUAAAAGUCCUUUGAGAGAUUCCUCGUCACUUAAGAUAAGGUGAGGAAUGAAUUCCUCGUCACUUAUGUUGCGUCGGUUCUUGUGCUUCGCUGCCUCCACUCCUUCUUCUUCUACUACUCUAUGCUUCUCUUCCAACAGGAACAGGAAGCCCCUCGUCUUCCUAGGGUCCCCUCAGGUCUCUGCAACUGUUCUUGACGCCCUGCUUGAUGCAUCCGGUGCCCCUGAUUCUCUGUUUGAGGUUGCAGCAAUUGUCACCCAACCGCCUUCCAGGAAGGAUAGGGGGAAGAAGCUGCUGCCUUCUCCUUUAGCACAACAUGCUCUUGACAGAGGCUUCCCUUCGGACCUCAUUUUCACACCUACACGAGCUGGAGAGGAUAUGUUCCUUUCCACCUUAAGAGCUUUGCAGCCAGAGCUUUGCAUUACUGCUGCAUACGGGAACAUUUUACCUAGCAAGUUUCUUAAUAUCCCGACAUUGGGCACAGUAAAUAUACACCCAAGUUUGCUGCCGUUGUAUCGCGGUGCAGCACCUGUUCAAAGAGCUUUGCAGGAUGGUGUCAGGGAAACCGGAGUAUCCUUAGCAUUCACUGUCCGUGCGCUGGAUGCUGGACCUGUUAUUGCCAGUGAAAAAAUGGAAAUCGAUGAUCAUAUUAAGGCCCCAGAUUUGCUUGCUCUCUUAUUUUCUAAAGGAUCCAAACUAUUGAUUCACCAGCUUCCUUACAUAUUUGAUGGUUCAGCUAAGUUGAAAGCGCAGCCCCAGGAUGACUCCAAAGCUACCUUAGCUCCAAAGAUUUCUGCUGAGGAGUCAUGGCUAUCAUUUGACCAGGAAGCUGUAGCCCUACAUAACAAGGUUCGUGCAUUUGCAGGAUGGCCUGGAACUCGAGCUAAAGUUGUGGUUGUUGACAAUAAAAAUGGUCACCACAAUAUGCUGGAGCUUAAAAUUAUCACAACCAAAGUUUGCAGCCAUAGCAAUAAUCCGGUCAACCAAGCAGAUGACAUCUCUUUUCAAAAGGGUGCAUUAGUAUUCCCCUGUGGAGGGUCCACAUUGCUUGAGGUGCUGGAGAUUCAGCUUCCUGGCAAGAAGGUUAUGAAUGCAGCUGCCUUCUGGAAUGGUUUACGUGGUCAACAACUUCAAAGAUUUGUUGAUGAGUAAUAUUGUGGGUUUCUUUUUCUUUUCUAAUAAUUCAGUUAUUGAAUUUCACUGGAAAUUAAGUAUGACAUGAAUCAAAGUUGGGCAGAUGUGAUGUUAUCAGAAAAUUGUUGAGUUGAUGUUUGUAAUAGUUGUUGGAUAUUAAGGAGAAGAAACGCUUGGAUAAU
Messenger RNA from Fragaria vesca subsp. vesca, 1572 nucleotides. Its product is annotated as methionyl-tRNA formyltransferase-like. Gene Ontology annotation, biological process: biosynthetic process; conversion of methionyl-tRNA to N-formyl-methionyl-tRNA. Gene Ontology annotation, molecular function: methionyl-tRNA formyltransferase activity. The record is from RefSeq and is a predicted model, not a curated record. The transcript has 2 exons. NCBI's taxonomy places the organism in Eukaryota, Viridiplantae, Streptophyta, Magnoliopsida, Rosales, Rosaceae. Bases 305 to 1408 code for a protein of 367 amino acids.